Staurois parvus is the source of this 792-nucleotide messenger RNA. NCBI's taxonomy places the organism in Eukaryota, Metazoa, Chordata, Amphibia, Anura, Ranidae. The record is from the annotation of a GenBank genome assembly.
GAGGCAAUUGAAGCCAUACUAAUAUACAGCAAGGACGCUAAAGAGCUCUUGAAAAGGCGGAAAGUUCACCGAGAUGCAAUUUUUAAAUACCUGGCUGCAGAAAAACUUGCAGUGCCACCGUCUAGUGAUAAGAAUCAGCUGAUUCAGUAUGCGAUUGAUCAUUGGGCAGGACCAACAGUUCACAAGAAAACAGUUCCUGAAAAGAAGGUUAGCAGGCUAAAAUGUUAUUUUUACAAACCAGUUCAAGAAGCAGAACCCAACCUGGAGCCAACAGACUUUAAAUUACUUGGUGAAAAGUUUUGUGAGUGGUUCUACAUUCUUCUGAACUCCCAGAAUCCUUCCUUUGGACAAGAAAAGGGAGCCUGGGGACCAGAACACUUCUGGGAGAAUGCCAUACUUCGGUUUGCCUACAAAGCAGCCGAGCAAGCUACAGAGGAACACAAGGGUGCUCAGAUGGCGAGUCUCCGCCUGCUUGCACUUACACGAGAUGAGAGAUUGAUAUUUAGUCCCAGUACUGACAGCAGGGGAUUAAAAUGUGUGUCUUCUCUUCAUGGACUGGUGGUGGUGGCAGUUGCUGGUACAAUCCACAGGGAUGGGGCCUGUAUGGGAAUCUUUGAACAGAUCUUUGGACUAAUACGUUGUCCGAUUGGUAAAAAUUGGAAGAUCAAACAUGUGGAUCUGAAAGUCAUGGGGCAGAACAAGCUGAGCUCUGAGCAGACAAAAUGUUUGCCUUCUGUUACCUAUGAGACUAGGGACUUGGAGCUCUACUUUCCUGAGUCUUCUACUGGCUGA